Molecule: messenger RNA, 774 nt
Organism: Carya illinoinensis
Lineage: Eukaryota; Viridiplantae; Streptophyta; Magnoliopsida; Fagales; Juglandaceae
Product: 60S ribosomal protein L12
Exons: 1
Coding region: 95-595 (166 amino acids)
Biological process (GO): translation
Cellular component (GO): ribosome; cytosolic large ribosomal subunit
Molecular function (GO): structural constituent of ribosome; large ribosomal subunit rRNA binding
Source: RefSeq, a predicted model, not a curated record
CAGUCUACCUGUUUGAGCCACUCUCUGAUAGCCCCAACCAUAGUCGACUCUUCAGACAAACCCUUGCGAAGCCAACCCAACUGCGACGUAAAGAAUGCCUCCGAAGUUCGACCCCUCCCAGGUUGUGGACGUUUACGUCCGUGUCACCGGAGGCGAGGUGGGCGCGGCGAGUUCACUCGCCCCGAAGAUCGGGCCGCUCGGUCUAUCCCCGAAGAAGAUCGGAGAGGACAUAGCUAAGGAGACGGCUAAGGACUGGAAGGGCCUCCGUGUGACGGUCAAGCUCACUGUCCAGAACCGUCAGGCAAAGGUCUCGGUUGUUCCAUCUGCUGCCGCUCUAGUCAUCAAGGCCCUGAAGGAGCCCGAGCGCGACCGCAAGAAGACCAAGAACAUUAAGCAUAAUGGCAACAUCUCUCUCGACGACGUCAUAGAGAUCGCCAAGGUCAUGCGGCACCGAUCCAUGGCCAAGGACCUCAGUGGCACCGUCAAGGAGAUUCUAGGCACCUGCGUCUCGGUUGGAUGUACGGUCGACGGCAAGGACCCCAAGGAUCUCCAGCAGGAGAUCACCGAUGGUGACGUCGAGAUACCCCUAGAUUGAGAAAUAUUGUGAGGGUUAAUUUUAUUAAUCAGUUUUGGAUUUUGAAGUGAAUUCUUAUCGGUUUUGUUUCUUUAAUCACGUCUCCGAAUACUAGGGAUUACUUCCGGAGCUUGAGUGAUUUCCGUGAACUGCUGUGGAUGCUUUAUUUGAAUGAAAUGUUGGAGUUUUUACAUUUCUAA